Messenger RNA from Cheilinus undulatus (humphead wrasse), 817 nucleotides. RefSeq names its product GINS complex subunit 1 (Psf1 homolog) (gene gins1). The record is from RefSeq and is a predicted model, not a curated record. Gene Ontology annotation, biological process: DNA replication; DNA strand elongation involved in mitotic DNA replication. Bases 152 to 742 code for a protein of 196 amino acids. Gene Ontology annotation, cellular component: GINS complex. NCBI's taxonomy places the organism in Eukaryota, Metazoa, Chordata, Actinopteri, Labriformes, Labridae. The transcript has 7 exons.
UCAAAACACUGCUCAGAUUUUACCGCGAAACUAAGUUGUGAAUAACACGGAGAGGCAGAGCUCAUUUUCCUUGUUUUAGUGUUAAAUUCGUCCCGUUUCGCCGCUCUUUCCUCCGUUUCCAUCUAUUUCCCUCUGGUUCAAAGCUGUCAGGAUGUUCUGUGAGAAAGCCAUCGAGUUAAUCCGAGAACUUCACCGGAUGAGCGACGGCCAGUUGCCCGCUUUCAACGAGGACGGACUCCGGCAGGUUCUCCAGGAGAUGGAGGCUCUUUAUGAACAGAACCAGGCUGAUGUUAACGAGGCGAAGGCUGACGGUCGAGCUGAUCUGAUUCCCUCCAUUAAACUGCGUCACUGCUGCCUGCUGAGGAACCAGCGCUGCCUCACAGCCUACCUCUACGACCGCCUGCUGAGGAUCAGAGCUCUGCGCUGGGAGUACGGCAGCGUUUUACCGCCAAAUGUCCGCUUCCACAUGUGUGCAGAGGAGGUUCAGUGGUUCAGUCAGUACAAAAAGUCUCUGGCAUCCUUCAUGCGCUCUCUGGGAGGAGGAGAGGGAUUGGACAUCACUCAGGACAUGAAGCCUCCAAAGAGUCUUUACAUAGAGGUCAGAUGUUUAAAAGACCACGGGGAGUUUGAGAUCGAUGAUGGAACAGUGAUCCUGCUGAAGAAGAACAGCCAGCACUUCCUGCCACGGUGGAAAUGUGAGCAGCUAAUUCGUCAGGGCGUCCUGGAGCACGUCAUGUCCUGAUGUCACAAUGUCUGAAUUAUGGGAUCAAUGUUUGUUUUUUUUAACAGGAAAUAAAAAAUGUAAAAUAAACUCUAA